GUUCAUGAUGACAUCGCUAUUGAGCGUGUGCAUGACGGAGCACGGGCAAAGCAAUGGUCUUGACACUUCACUAAGAAAUACUGGCAAGAUGCUCCGGGCAUUCCAUCCGGCAGUAGCAGACGAGGUGGACCUGCUCCAAAGGAGCCUCUCCCUGGCGUUGGGGAGCCUGCCCUCAGUGGGUCUGAGUGAGGCCCAGCUGACCUGCUGACAACAGGCUAGCUGAGCACUGUAGCAAAGAAAUCCACGGACCGAUAUAAUGAAAUGGGUUGGAUGUUAUAGUUCAAUGUCCAACCUGUAUUAUAUAUUAUAAUUAACAUGUGGUUAUUCUGCAUGCGUAGUGGGAACCCUUCAUGACAGAUGCUAGGCCUAUAUGGUUACCCAAUGCCAUUGACAAUGUGGUAUUGACUUGUUUUUUAUUAUCAAGUCAAAAAAUAAAAGCUGAUUUUAUAUUUCUCUUUCUCUCAUUGAAAAAAAAUCCAGAAAAUGCUAAACAUUAAAAAGUAAAACAUCAACCAAGGCUUCAGAUGCAUGCAUGUAAACAAGUUCUAGACAUGUCACGCAAGAGAGACGGCUCCACGGUUGAAGGGCGAGGCUUGUUGGCUCUUGAGAUCAGCUCUGAUCCGCGGAGCGCCGAGCUGCGUCGCGUACUGCACUGGUUCUGGGCUCCAUGUUCAAGUUUCCACUCUUAGAUAAGGAGCUCUCAGCACCUCCUCUUGCCUCCACGCCACAGGUCACUCCAGGACGAGUCCUGCCAGGUAGCGAAGACCUCCACCCGGUUAGUCCUCCAGGUAGCGUGGAUCUCCUCCCGGUCGGUCCUCUGAGGAAGCGGGGAUCUCCUCCCGGUUGGUCCUCCAGGUACCGUGGACCUCCUCCCGGUCGGUCCUGCCGGUAGCGUGGACCUCCACAGGGCCGGUCGGUUCUCUCGGUAGCGGAGACCUCCACACGGCCGACGACCAGGACGGAUUCACGGGCGGCGCGACCGCAGAUCCUCUCUGGCCACCAGCUGGUUCUGCAUAUGCGGUGCCUCUCCCUGCGAGCUCUGCGGCUCCACAACCCUGUCAGACUUCACCACUUCCUCUGGCAGCGAUCCAGAUGUCUGUGGCCGCUCUGAGGAUGAAGGUUUUGCCUUGAAGCCCAGCAGCAUGUCAGAGCCAGGAGACAAAAGUUCCCCCUGCUGGACCGAUGAGGCCAUUCAGAACGGGUACGUCCCGAGUUACCUCGACAAAGACGAGCUGUGCGUCGUGUGCGGGGACAAAGCCACCGGCUACCACUACCGCUGCAUCACCUGUGAGGGCUGCAAGGGGUUCUUCCGGCGGACCAUCCAGAAGAACCUGAGCCCCUCGUACGCCUGUAAGUUUGAGGCCAAGUGUGUCAUCGACAAGGUCACGCGCAACGUGUGCCAGGAAUGUCGCUUCAAGAAGUGCAUCGUGGUCGGCAUGGCAACAGAUCUGGUGCUGGACGACAGCAAGCGUCUGGCCAAGAGGAAGCUGAUCGAGGAGAACCGCCAGCGAAGGCGUAAGGAGGGGGUCCUGAAGCCGGCAGGGGAGCGGCCGGAGCCCACCCAGGAGGAGUGGGAGCUGAUCCGCAUGGUGAUGGAGGCCCACGUGGCCACCAACGCCCAGGGGAACCACUGGAAGCAGAAGCGCAAGUUCCUGAGUGGAGUGGGGGUGAAGGAAGAUAAGCCUGAAGACAUCGGCCCAGUGCCCAUGGUCAGCGCCCCCGAGGGAAGCAAGGUGGACAUAGAGGCCUUCAGUCAGUUUACAAAGAUCAUCACCCCGGCCAUCACCCGCGUGGUGGACUUUGCCAAAAAACUGCCCAUGUUCUGUGAGCUGCCCUGCGAGGACCAGAUCAUCCUGCUGAAGGGCUGCUGCAUGGAGAUCAUGUCGCUGCGCGCCGCGGUGCGCUACGACCCCGAGAGCGAGACGCUGACGCUGAACGGGGAGAUGGCGGUGACGCGGGGCCAGCUGAAGAACGGCGGGCUGGGCGUGGUGUCGGACGCCAUCUUCGACCUGGGCGUGUCGCUGUCUUCCUUCAACCUGGACGACUCGGAGGUGGCCCUGCUGCAGGCCGUGGUGCUGCUGUCCUCCGACCGGCCGGGGCUGAGCAGCGUGGAGCGCAUCGAGCGUUGCCAGGAGGUGUUCCUGCUGGCCUUUGAACAUUACAUCAACUACCGCAAGCACAAGCUGGCCCACUUCUGGCCCAAGCUGUUGAUGAAGGUGACGGACCUGCGCAUGAUCGGGGCGUGCCACGCCAGCCGCUUCCUGCACAUGAAGGUGGAGUGCCCCAACGAGCUCUUCCCCCCGCUCUUCCUGGAGGUGUUCGAGGACUGAGCCUUCAGACCGCCACCACCACCGUAGACGUCUUCUGGGUCCACCGCCCGGACCACAGCCCUGAACACUGCCGGAACACCGCUCACACCGUGAACCGGCUCCUCCUCUUCCUCCUCCUCCUGCUGCUGCUGCUGCUGCUGUGUGUGUCUGUUGUAAAGACUGCGUGUGUGUGUGUGUGUGUUAGAGAAUGAGUGGUAGCUUUCAGAGCUGAACUCCGGAGCUUGUCCAGAGCCUUCCAGCCGUGUAGCACACAGCAGGAGGUCGUCCAGUCGGCGGCGUUCUCCCACUGGGAGUGCUGUGUGGGGUUCAGGCGAGGGGCGGGCCUGGGUGGGCGUGCAGGAGGCAGGACCUGACACAAAAAGUACACCACGCAAACCGCAGGGAUUGGUCCACAGCACAUCCAAGAUGGCGGACCGGAUCGCCGACUAAUCGGUGAUGAUGACGUCGAUGUUUUUGCUUCGAUAUCCAGACUACAUGUAUUAUGACUUGGUUUGGCGCCGGUAGCGUGGUAGCAAGGUCAUCGACGCUUGCUGUGAAUUCUUCUUCUUCUUUGGAUUUAGCGCCACCUACUGUACCGGAGAGGUGAGACCGGGUCAAGUCCUGGAAAUCCCCCCUGUACCGGAGAGGUGAGACCGGGUCUAGUCCUGGGAAUCCCCCCUGUACCGGAGAGGUGAGACCGGGUCUAGUCCUGGGAAUCCCCCCUGUACCGGAGAGGUGAGACCGGGUCUAGUCCUGGGAAUCCCUCCUGUACCGGAGAGGUGAGACCGGGUCUAGUCCUGGGAAUCCCCCCUGUACCGGAGAGGUGAGACCGGGUCCAGUCCUGGGAAUCCUCACAGUGCUCCGGUCACAUGUGGGCUCAAUGGGACGUAACAAGGACAUUGGAACACGAAGCAGGCAGGGAAAGUCAGUUUAACGGCCAGUCAAACGGUCAGUCCUCACAGCUCCACCGGGUAAGGCCUGGAUAGUUCAGGGCCGCAGUGCAUGUGUGAAAAGGGCUCCGUGAGUGGGAGUGGUGGUGGUGGUGUGUGUGUGUGUGUGUGUGUGUGUGUGUGUGUGUGUGUGUGUGUGUGUGUGUGUGUGUGUGUGUGUGUGUGUGUGUGUGUGUGUGUGUGUGUGUGUGUGUGUGUGUGUGUGUGUGUGUGUGUGUACGUGACUCAGUGCUGCGGUGCACGGGCGCAGUCAGCAGGGGAUGAAGGCGGCGGGGGUCCGGAGGCCCUGGGAGGCCGGGGACGUUCCUAGCACUACUGACCGUCGUUUCAUUCCGUAGCGUAGGAGUAGCGCUCAGCCGAGUACUGGACGGAACCAUUCCUUUACGAUGCGGGUACUGAAUAUAUAAUAUCAUUUUUUUUAUUUGUAUUUCUGUUGUCGGUGUUCACCUUAACGGCUGGUAUGGCUUCUUCUUUUUUUUUUUUUACAAUAUCUUUGCGUCUGUUUUUGUGGAUGACUUAUGAUUUGGACUAUCGGCAGAUAAACUGGCUGCUGGAUGAGAGACACAGUCUCUCUCUCCCUCAACAGACUUUGCCUUCUCAGUGAAGUGGAUUAGUUCUCGGGUAGUGGUUAGCCAUGCAGUCUCUGUAUGAGGGAGGGGGCAUUCUGGACCCCGAGUCGCACAGCCCUGCGGAGCCACCCGCUCCUCUUUGAGAGUUCUCCGACCAAAGCCCACAAGACUUACAGACAUCAGGAAAUCACAACCUGGAGUAGCCAUGCCACGCACACUGUGCCAAAAUACACAACCAAGUGAGUCGGAGGGGUCAAGGAGUGUGUUGGAGGGUUCAGCGACGGCUGCAUGGCGGCUGGCUCCACUGACCCCAGCUCCCAUGCACGGCUCAAACAACUCAUCUUUUAACAAAACAACUCCACAGUAAACGUUGUCUUUUUCAGCUGGACAAGUUACCUCUUAAUACCAUACAUACAAAAAUUAAUAGAAAUGAAUGAGAUAAAAAGAUGCUAUGCAAAAGGUUCAGUGUGUGUGUGUAUAUAUGUCUAUAUAUAUAUAUAUAUAUAUAUAUAGAUAUUUAUAGAUAUAUAUACCCACUGAACAUUGGGAUUAGUUCCACCCUCCCACAGUAGGGCGCUUGUUUAUGAACGGUAACACUAUGAGGUUUAGUCUGUGGACGUGAGGAAACCAUUUUGAAUCAUUGAGUUUCUAGGGCCCUGUGUCCCCCUAAGGACCCUGACGUAAUGCCAAGAAACAGGGGUGCAAGGUGUGCCUGGCUGCUGGUGAAGGGCUCCUCCUCACCGAGGGGCCGGCAGGUGGGCUUCAGAGAGAACCGGCCCCUCUCCCGGCAGGUACAGGCAGAGCCGGCGCUGGCCGUUUCGGCGCCCUAGGCGACUCGACAUCCACUUGCGCCCUGGACAGGUCUUCCGAGCGGGGGGGGGGCCCUGGGUAUAGGCUCCACAAGCAUGGAAUUGUUGGACAAAAAAAAAAGCUGGAUAAUUUAGUCAUUAUAAUUUGUAUAUUUUGCUUUUGCAAUAGCCUCUCUGUCAUGGUUGUUUGCCAUGGGGGGAGGAGGUUUCUAACGCUUUGUAAAUGACGCUGGCCCUCGCCACACUCUACUCCUCAAAAGCAAACCUUUUGCGUUCUAUCUUUGUCCUCGAUUACUCUUCACCUAGCAAUAGACUAAGUUUCAGUGUUUUUAGAUACCUCUCACACAUCCACAAAACACCUCACCAAACUAAAAUACGCAAAAAGUCAGAAAUGCACAGACAAUCAUUGGAGAGACAGAAAGAGAGAGAGAGAGAGGAGAGAGACGGAGAGAGGAGUGCAGGCAGGGCACACUGGAGCCAACCGGCCCAGAGUGGGGCUGUUGAGGCUGGGGGAGCGCAGCCAGAGCUGAUCCAAUAGGGGAUCACGUAGUUUGGAACCUUCUUUGCUCUGGACAUAGUGGACUCUAGGAAACCCCAGCUAGGCCAUCUCUCCUUUCAUGUUUACUCCGUUACAAAACAAUAACAAAAGGUUACAUAGUAGGACAAGAAACUAAAAUAAAUGAAUAAAGAAGAAAAUAAAAUGCUAUUUUACAAGUACAAAGGAAAAGGAUGUAUAUUUUCGGACAGCAUUGUUUUGUACAGGUGUCGUUGGAGCAUAACAUGGACAUUGUUUUAUGUUUUGCAUAGCAUCCGAGUUGCUGUGCAAAGCAUAAUGUAAACAAGGAUAAGACUUUGUUGGACAUUCACUUCUACAAUACACAACUACCUGAGAGACCGCACUUGGACUUCAGUCUGACAGUCAGAUAAGUGUUAAAGGAAGAUAAUGAAACAAGAACGUAAAGCCAACCGUCAUCUCAUUACCAGCAUCAGGAAACCAAGAAAAGGAAACAAGCUAACAAUCUAAGGUCAAAUGAGCGUCAAACACACAAUAUCAAAAAAACUAAGACAUUUUGAACGUUUGUUGUGGAUGAGCUGAUUGUUCAUGGAGAGAAAGGGAGUAUUAUAAAGGUGUGUGUGUGGGGAAGCCCGGGGGGUACGGAGCAGUUGCACUUAAAGACCAUUUGAUGCUCACGGUUAAUGAUGUUUUCACUUCCUGUGAAUUGGCCCUUGAGAGAAUAAAGAUUGUUUUAAGGACGUGGUGAUGAUGUUUGUCUCCUCUGUAGUUUCUCUUGGCUAUAUAAGGCCCCGUUCACACGAAGCCGAUUUCAUGGCGAAACCGCAAAGGUCUUGUACGGUUCGGCCUUCCGUCCAAACGAAGCCGGCGAAUCCGCUGACCGAAACCGCAAACUUCUGAUUCAAAUCUACCCGGUUUCGUUUUGGAUUCGUGUGUACGCCUGAAACCGACUGAAACCGCAAACCAUGACGUCAUCGCCCCAGCCCUCGACCUCCUAGCCAAUGGCUCUUAAAGGCACCCAGUGCAACUUUAUGUAAACAUUCAAUGAAAAAUAAACAUUCAAUUUCUAGUCUUUUUUACACGUAGUAAGUUUCAAUAACUCCAUACCAUUACAUAUCGACAUUCAAGGAGCAAAGAUGAGACGUCGUUGUGUGUUGAGAACUGAUAGAAAAUCGUAAACAACAAUCGCCGGUGGGGAGAAGCCAUUUUUCCAUUGACUGGAAGCCUGCUUUAUUUAUUGUAGGUUACAAAAGAUAAAGAAAAUGGCGGCAUUGUUGUUAUCGAUUUUGUAUCAGUUCUCACCACACAACCGACGUCUCAUCUUUGCUGCUUAAAUGUCGGUAUGUAAUGGUAUGGAGUUAUUGAAACUUACUACGUGUAAAAAAGACUAGAAAUUGAAUGUUUAUUUUUAAGCCUCGAAAGUUGCACUGGGUGCCUUUAAGCCCGCGGAGUCUCAGAAAUCACAUGCGAGCAUGCGCAUAAGCGAAGCCUUUAUGCGCAUGCUCGCCUCUUCUUCUUAUUUCAUUUCUUCUGGACCAGAAGCAGCGCCCCUUAUGGGCCUGGAAUGUGUACUACAGCGUUUCUACAGAUCUACCCGGUUUCGGUUGGCUUCGUCUUUACGGAGAUACUUCGAAACCGGAUAGAUCGAAACCGUAACGGUUUCGCCCGUUUUGGCUUCGUGUGAACGGGGCCUAAGUCUAAAUUUUCAGAUUGUGGUGAUGUUUCUGUAUACCUUUUGAGUAGGCUUCACAUUGGCCUGCUCUUAAGAAGCUCCCUCGAAUAAGGUCAAGGUUCACCAGUUAGGGAAUAUUAAGCUUGUACCCCUGUACUUAAGUAAGCUACUCUACGGGUCUCUGUGUGUGCGCAUUGUCUAUUUAACCACAGUAUGUGUGUCUGUUGGCUUUCUAAAUCUAUAUCUAGCAAUGUUGUGCCCUUUUUUAAAGGAUAUAUGUUUA
Messenger RNA from Gadus chalcogrammus (walleye pollock), 7106 nucleotides. RefSeq names its product thyroid hormone receptor beta. The record is from RefSeq and is a predicted model, not a curated record. The coding region runs from base 1143 to 2330 and encodes 395 amino acids. The transcript is spliced from 12 exons. Gene Ontology annotation, molecular function: nuclear receptor activity; zinc ion binding; RNA polymerase II cis-regulatory region sequence-specific DNA binding. Lineage: Eukaryota; Metazoa; Chordata; Actinopteri; Gadiformes; Gadidae. Gene Ontology annotation, biological process: negative regulation of transcription by RNA polymerase II; cell differentiation; positive regulation of transcription by RNA polymerase II.